Messenger RNA from Letharia columbiana, 693 nucleotides. RefSeq lists its product as uncharacterized. The transcript has a single exon. The record is from RefSeq and is a predicted model, not a curated record. Bases 1 to 693 code for a protein of 230 amino acids. Lineage: Eukaryota; Fungi; Ascomycota; Lecanoromycetes; Lecanorales; Parmeliaceae.
AUGUUUCCCAACAUUCUCUGCCUCAUUCUCCACCUUCCUCUCCUCAUCCUCGCCUACCCACCCGGCCCUCGUUACACUACUUCACCCAUCUCCGCCAUCGCCCGAUCCAUCGACCCACCCCACUCGGCCAUACACGCUCCCACAGGCGACACUCUAAACCGCACCGCCUGCUUCUGUGCAUCACGGACCUGGGCCAUGGAUCAAACCUACGGCUUCUACUACAUGAUCAGGUACUACAACGCUCACCUCGACCACACCUACAUCCUCGAACCAGCGUGCCAAUCCAGCAUUUCCAUCAACGUCCAAGACGAGUACGAUCCCAACGACAAACCUACCCUUCAAAACGAAUGUUUGCGCUCCCGUUUUCAUGAUCCGGUCGAAUAUUGCACCGGGAAGGACACUGACGAGAACACAUUCUGCUACACCCUGGCUGGUGGGCCGGAUUACGAUACUUGGCGGUUUAACGGGCAGCAUAGGACAGGACUGCCGCUGGAGCCGGAGGUCAAUUACUCUUCAGAUAUGGUGGAGGAGGUGUGUGAGGAGUCCUGUAAGGAAAGCGUGGGAGGCAUGGAGAUGUUGAGUGGAGAUGCGUUGGAGGUGCUUGAGGGGUAUUAUAACCUUGUUGGGGAGAGACUGGAGAGCAGUGUCGUUUUCUACCCGUCUAUUCCUGACAUGUGCAAGGGCUGCAAGUAG